Scomber scombrus (Atlantic mackerel) is the source of this 684-nucleotide messenger RNA. RefSeq lists its product as uncharacterized. NCBI's taxonomy places the organism in Eukaryota, Metazoa, Chordata, Actinopteri, Scombriformes, Scombridae. Bases 1 to 684 code for a protein of 227 amino acids. The record is from RefSeq and is a predicted model, not a curated record. The transcript has 5 exons.
AUGGCGCAACAUGAGUUCCUUCAUGAGAAUGACUGCAUGGCCGCAGUGCUGAGGAAACUUCCACUGUUCAGUCCAAUGACUGUUUGGUGGCGUGCUCUUAUCCUCCUUUGCUGUAUUCCUAAACAUGUGGAGACCUCUCCAGCAGACCAAUAUAAGAACUCCUUUGAUCUCACAUGGACAACCAGAAACCGUGUCCAGAACCUGCUGAUGGAAUAUAAGGAGCACCAGUUGGGAAACAAGGAGUUUGAGGACAGAGGUCGGCACUUAAAGGACCUGCCAUUACUUUCUACAGAUUUCUACCACUGGCUACAGCUGACGGACUGGGAACGUCUGCAUGCUGCUCUCCGUGAUAUACAAUCCUACUGGAACAUGCUGGAGUGGAAGAAAAGGCAGCUGGCGAAGGAAGAGACAAAAAACGAGGUCACCACUUUACCUCAAAGCAUCAACAACAUUCAGCUGAACCUAAGGGACCUGAUGAAAAAAGUCAAAUUUCAGAUGAAACACAUGAAGAGCUCUUGGAAGAGCCCAACUUCCAACACACUGGACCUAGAAACCAACUCCAAAACAGCAUGGGACAGCAGAGUGGAGGGUUACAUCAUCCUGAGGGAUCUAAACCUUUACCUCACCAAGCUGGCAAGAGACUUCCUCCUGCUAGCUUCAAAAACACGUCUGACUCAAUACUGA